AUGUAUCACGAAUGUGUGAUCUUGUUCUCCACAGACAAAUCUUGUCCAGGAAGCGCCAGGAAGUCUAUCGAGCCGGAUCAAGUACAGGACAUUAUACUCCGCCUCGAUCAGAACAAGAAAUCUCUCAGAGAAGCUUUCCUCCUGCUUGACCGAGAUCGCGACGGGUUCAUAUCGUAUCGCGAUUGGAAGGAGGGCAUCCAGAAGCUGGACACGACAAGGCGAGUAGAAGCUGAGAACAUGUCAGGUCAAGCUCUCACGUUCAGAGAAUUUUCGAAGAUAGCGGACGACUGUAUCGACAAGUCGAAGUUCAGGCAGUGCGCUGCUCCUUUCCUCAACUGGAACCCCAGCCAGCAGUACCUCCGCAUGUGGGCACGGGAGAAGCCUCCUCGGCUAGAGGUACCAGCAGAGUCUACGCCGAGACGAGAAUUUAAUGUGCUGGAGGCGACUGAAAGCGUGGAGGGAGACGCGAGAGAGAAGAGGAGGGAGAGGAUAGUGAUGGAGUGGGAGCAGCGCUUUGACAGUGCGCGCAAGCAAGUGGCGGAGAAGAUGAGAGAGCGGGGUGAGAUGAAGCGUCUCACGGAGAUCGCCAAGGAGGAUGGGAUGGUUGCUCGCAUCAAAAGAGAGCAAGAAGCACAAGCGCGCUUCUUCAAGGAGUUCUGCAAUUCUAUCCCACCCAGCAUCACGAAGCCUUAUGCCCCAGAAAUCCACAUGCUUGAAUUCGCCAACGCCACAAGCCAGUGGUAUAAGGGGUUGGGAAACGCAGGAUCAAGCAGCAAGCAUAGGAUGAAGAUGCAGUGAAGGCUUUCGAUACAUGAUGAUUACUAUCAUCGCAAGUUAUCUUCCAAGUUGUUUGGCCAAAACCUCCUCUCGCGAAUUCAUCGAUAACAUGUAGUUCAGUUUUCCUCCUGAUUGAAAUACCUUAAGAUA
Molecule: messenger RNA, 927 nt
Organism: Guillardia theta CCMP2712
Lineage: Eukaryota; Cryptophyceae; Pyrenomonadales; Geminigeraceae
Exons: 1
Coding region: 1-798 (265 amino acids)
Molecular function (GO): calcium ion binding
Source: RefSeq, a predicted model, not a curated record